UGCUUUUCUUUUAUCCACACUUCCGCUUCCGCCUCCCUCUCGGCUAACCUCAAGCUAAGCUAAUUGCUGUCGAGGCUUGUUCGUAUUCAACUAAUAUCCAGACAUAAACCGUCAAUGCAAUGAAAUAGUCGACUAAUGCGGGCUCGUCGCGUUGUAUUUAAACACGUAUGUGAACCUUUUCGACGGCUGAAUCUAGUUUCAGAGGUUAUAUUCCCGGUCUGGCCCAAGGUUAGCAGGGGGCUAAGUUCGGCUAAGGCAGUAUCAUCGCAGAGAUUCACUCCAAACUACACCAAACUAGGAGAGUUUAUUGUAUUUUAUUGAACUAGAGGGGAUAGUAUGGCCGAGGCCGACAAACUCAACAUCGAUUCCAUCAUACAACGCCUCCUGGAAGUGAAGGGCUCCAGACCCGGUAAGAAUGUUCAGCUGACGGAGAACGAGAUCCGCGGCCUGUGCCUCAAGUCCCGGGAGAUCUUCCUCAGUCAGCCAAUCCUUCUGGAGCUUGAGGCGCCCCUCAAGAUUUGCGGUGACGUCCACGGGCAGUACUACGACCUGCUUCGGCUCUUCGAGUACGGGGGCUUUCCUCCGGAGAGCAACUACCUGUUCCUGGGCGACUACGUAGACAGGGGGAAACAGUCCCUGGAGACCAUCUGCCUGCUGCUGGCCUACAAGGUCAAGUAUCCUGAGAACUUCUUCCUGCUCAGGGGCAACCACGAGUGUGCCUCCAUCAACAGAAUCUAUGGCUUCUACGAUGAGUGCAAGAGGCGCUACAACAUCAAGCUGUGGAAGACCUUCACAGACUGCUUCAACUGCCUCCCGGUGGCCGCAAUCGUGGACGAGAAGAUCUUCUGCUGUCAUGGAGGCCUGUCUCCAGACCUCCAGUCCAUGGAGCAGGUGAGGCGCGUGAUGCGGCCCACCGACGUGCCGGACCAGGGCCUGCUGUGUGACCUGCUCUGGGCCGACCCCGACAAGGACGUGCUGGGCUGGGGGGAGAACGACCGCGGUGUGUCCUUCACCUUCGGAGCCGACGUGGUCACAAAGUUCCUCCACAAACACGACAUGGACCUCAUCUGCCGUGCUCACCAGGUGGUGGAGGAUGGCUAUGAGUUCUUCGCUAAAAGACAGCUGGUCACGCUGUUCUCCGCUCCUAACUACUGUGGCGAGUUCGAUAACGCCGGAGCCAUGAUGAGCGUAGACGAGACGCUCAUGUGCUCCUUCCAGAUUCUGAAGCCUGCCGAUAAGAAGCUCUUUUACGGAGUGGGAGGCCCAGGCACGGGAAGGCCCGUGACUCCGCCCCGCAAAGCCAAGAAAUGACCCCAGUAGCCCCGUCCUCUCUACCUCUCCUCCUCCAGUACCCUGCCCUCUCUACUGCUCCUUCAGUAGUCCCGCCCUCUACCUUUCCUUCCCCUGUCCUCCAUUAGUCCCGCCCUCUACCUUUCCAUCCCCGUCCUCCAGUAGUCCUGCCCUCUCUACAUUUCCUAAUCCCAUCCUCAGUAGUCCCGCCCCCUACCUUUCCACAUCCUAUCCUCUAGUAGUCCCGCCCUCUCUGCCUUUCCUCCUCCAGUAGUCCCGCCCUCUAUCUGAUGAGAGGGUGGGACUUUCCCCAAGGGGAU
Molecule: messenger RNA, 1610 nt
Organism: Gadus morhua (Atlantic cod)
Lineage: Eukaryota; Metazoa; Chordata; Actinopteri; Gadiformes; Gadidae
Product: serine/threonine-protein phosphatase PP1-gamma catalytic subunit B
Exons: 7
Coding region: 337-1311 (324 amino acids)
Cellular component (GO): cytoplasm; nucleus
Molecular function (GO): protein serine/threonine phosphatase activity
Source: RefSeq, a predicted model, not a curated record